UUUUAGCAGAGCAGCAGCAGCAGCAGCACCCGCCCUUCCCCUCCAGCCCUGACAGUGCACAGAGCCUGGGAGCUGUAAUCCUGAGCUGGCUGGCUGGCUGGCUUUGCUGCACGGUCCUGCCUGCCUGCUCCUCGCCGCCGGAGAGGAUGGGCUGCCCAGGGCUGCGGAGCACCUUCCCCAGCGCUUCCUAGGAAGGGACCAAAACAAAGGCAGCCCCUCCGUGACUAGCCAGCCCGGGCUGGGGUGGAUGCGAGCGACCAUGAAAGGCUGGGUCUCCUCCUCCUCCUCCUCCUCCUCCUCUCGCUCUCCUGCCGUGGCUGCCUCUGCUGCUGCUUCUCCUGCCGCCGCUUCCCGAGAGCUGCUGGCUGCUGCUGAUGAUCAGAGGACUCCCGUGUAAAAGGAGGAGGAGGAGGAAGAAGAGGAAGAAGAGGCGGCGGCGGCGGAGGAGGAGGCGAGGCGUGCUCGGGCUGCCGCUGCCCAAAGGUGUCAAGGUGCUGGCGAGGCGAGGGGGGACAUGGCUUCUUCUCCGGCUUCGCUGGGGCCCCGCGGCCCUCGCCCACCCACCGUGCCGCCUCCCAUGCAGGAGCUGCCCGACCUGAGCCACCUGACGGAAGAGGAGAGGAACAUUAUUAUGGCUGUGAUGGACCGGCAGAAGGAAGAGGAAGAGAAGGAAGAGGCCAUGCUCAAAAGAUUGCACCAACAAUUUGAAAGUUACAAAGAGCAAGUCCGAAAAAUAGGUGAGGAAUCCCGCCGUUACCACGGAGAGCACAAGGACGAUGCGCCAACAUGUGGAAUCUGUCACAAAACUAAGUUUGCCGAUGGUUGUGGCCAUUUAUGCUCCUACUGCCGGACAAAGUUUUGUGCCAGAUGUGGAGGACGUGUUUCUCUGCGAUCAAACAAUGAGGACAAAGUGGUUAUGUGGGUAUGCAACUUAUGUCGAAAGCAACAAGAGAUCCUUACGAAAUCUGGAGCGUGGUUUUUUGGAAGUGGUCCUCAACAGCCACCCAGUCAGGACGGAGCACUGAGUGAUACAGCUACUGGUGGCAGUUCAGAUGCACCUAGAGAAAAGAAAGCGAGGCUUCAAGAACGGUCAAGAUCUCAAACACCCCUAAGCACAGCAGUCACCUCCUCACAGGAAAUACCUUCUAGUGGUGUGCAAACUGACAGGAGGAAAGGCACAGAGGUAUCCCAGCAAGCUAUGGGCCUGGAACAGAAGCAGACUUCAUCAAGGUCUAGAAGUGAACCCCCGAGAGAGAGGAAGAAGACACCUGCAGGGUCUGAACAGAAUGGGAAAGGAGGUGUAAAAGGUGAGCGCAAACGAGUGCCAAAAUCCUCACUCCAGCAGGGUGAAGGACAAAGAGAUGAGAGGGAAUUUAAAGAAAGACGUGAUGGUAGAAGAUUAGAGAAAGGGAGGUCUCAGGACUAUUCAGACUUCCCACACGAUUUUGAGGAAGGCAAAGCUAUAGAUGGAGAGAAGCAAAGGAAAGAAGAUGACUAUCACACUCGAUACAGGAGUGAUCCAAACCUGGCAAGGUAUCCCGUAAAGCCGCAUCCCGACGAGGAGCAGAUGCGCAUGCAUGCAAAAGUUUCAAAAGCACGGCAUGAAAGAAGACACAGUGACGUUGCCUUGCCACACACAGAAGUUGAGGAGCCCGAGGUACCUGAGAAUAAACUAGGAAAGCACUCACAGGUGCAAGGAACUCAGGACAUAAAGUCUCGCCCGGAUACUCAGAGGGCGUAUGCAAUAGAAAGAACAGGUGAUGUAAGGAUUUCUGUUUCUAAACAAUUAGCUAACCAUAGCCCACCAACUCCCAGGCAUAGCGUGGUUCCUACAGAGCACUUAGAAUCCAAAAAUCACGACCCCUUUAAAACACAGAGUCGCCUAGAUCCUAGCUCUGCUAUUCUCAGUCGGAAAGCAAAGCGGGAGAAAAUGGAGACCAUGCUAAGGAAUGAUUCCCUUAGUUCUGACCAGUCAGAAUCAGUGCGGCCGUCUCCACCAAAGCCCCAUAGAUCGAAACGGGGUGGAAAGAAAAGACAAAUGUCAGUCAGCAGCUCUGAGGAAGAAGGAGCAUCAACACCUGAAUAUACCAGUUGUGAUGACGUGGAAAUAGAAAGUGAAAGUGUCAGUGAAAAAGCUAAUCUGUUUGGCAGAAGAGAGUUGGUGUGCCCUGCGUCUCCUGAGUCGUGUUGUGGUGAUUUGGAUUAUUACUGGCUUGAUCCUGCCACGUGGCACAGUAGGGAGACAUCUCCUAUUAGCUCGCAUCCUGUAACGUGGCAACCAUCUAAAGAAGGAGAUCGCCUAAUUGGUCGUGUUAUUCUCAACAAGAGAACAACUAUGCCAAAAGAGUCAGGUGCAUUGCUGGGACUCAAAGUUGUAGGAGGAAAAAUGACUGAUUUAGGACGACUUGGUGCCUUCAUUACCAAAGUAAAGAAAGGUAGCUUGGCUGAUGUGGUGGGACAUCUAAGAGCAGGUGAUGAAGUUCUAGAAUGGAAUGGCAAACCGCUUCCCGGAGCUACAAACGAAGAAGUUUACAACAUUAUUUUAGAAUCAAAAUCAGAACCUCAAGUUGAAAUUAUUGUUUCAAGGCCUAUUGGUGACAUUCCAAGGAUUCCCGAGACUUCUCAUCCUCCACUAGAAUCUAGUUCUAGUUCAUUUGAAUCUCAAAAAAUGGAACGGCCGUCAAUUUCUGUUAUUUCCCCUACUAGUCCUGGAGCCCUAAAAGAUGCUCCACAGGUCCUGCCCGGGCAGCUCUCUGUAAAGCUUUGGUAUGAUAAAGUUGGGCAUCAGUUAAUAGUGAAUGUUCUUCAAGCAACAGACCUGCCACCCAGAAUAGAUGGACGCCCGAGAAAUCCUUAUGUAAAAAUGUAUUUCCUUCCGGACAGAAGUGAUAAGAGUAAGAGGAGGACCAAAACGGUAAAGAAAAGCUUAGAACCAAAAUGGAACCAAACUUUUCUCUAUUCCCACGUGCACCGUAGAGAUUUUAGAGAACGAAUGUUGGAGAUCACGGUUUGGGAUCAGCCCAGAGUGCAAGAAGAAGAAAGUGACUUUCUUGGGGAGAUCCUUAUAGAGCUGGAGACAGCACUUUUAGAUGAUGAACCACAUUGGUAUACGCUGCAGACGCAUGAUGAAUCCUCACUACCUCUGCCUCAGCCAUCACCUUUCAUGCCAAGGAGACAUGCCCAUGGUGGAGAAAGCUCUAGCAAAAAAUUACAAAGAUCUCAGCGAAUCAGUGAUAGUGACAUCUCAGAUUAUGAUGUUGAUGAUGGUAUUGGAGUAGUUCCUUCAGUAGGCUAUAGGUCUAGCACUAGAGAAAGUAAAUCUACAACGUUAACUGUGCCAGAACAGCAAAGAACAUCCCAUCAUCGUUCACGAUCUGUAUCUCCUCACCGUGGUGACGAUCAGGGCAGGACCCGUUCUCGUUUACCAAAUGUGCCAUUACAGAGGAGUUUAGAUGAAAUUCAUCAAAUGAGAAGAUCACGUUCUCCAACUAGACACCAUGAUGCCUCCCGAAGCCCAGUUGACCGCAGGUCCAGAGAUAUGGAUAGUCAGUAUUUGUCAGAUCAAGAAAGUGAGCUUCUAAUGCUGCCCAGGGCAAAACGAGGAAGAAGUGCAGAGUGCCUACAUACCACCAGAAAUUCUGUUAGGCAUUAUAAAACACUACCUCCCAAGAUGCCUUUAUUAGAGAAUGGCACUUACUGGAAUAUUUACAGCUCAACCCUGCCUGCAUGUGUUAAGGCCAAAUCAGUGCUUAGUCAGGAUAUUUCACUUCUUCGUAAUUGCCUUAACUCACGAAUACCAAGAUUUACUGAUGGUCUAUUGGUUAGUGAACUGCAGCCCUCGCUUGACAGGGCUAGGAGUGCUAGUACCAACUGCUUGAGGCCUGAUACUAGUUUGCAUUCACCAGAACAAGAAAGAGGUAGAUGGUCCCCCUCACUAGAUAGGAGCCGACCCACUAGUCCCCGGAUUCAAAUCCAACAUGCAUCUCCGGAGGAUGACAGAACAACAGCGCUGGAGUCUUGCAUUCCAAAACAAGACAGCUUAAACCUCCUAAGUGCUAAUCCGGAAGAAACACAGAGGCACCCCAGAAAGGUGGAAAGAUAUAGCACCCAAAAACAGACUAGGAAAGGCUCUGCGUCUGAAACAGAAAGGGUUCUACUGCCAUGUUCUAGAAGGGGACUGCCACCCCCAAGAAUCAGUGAUCAGCCAGUCAUUACUAGGGGAAAGCAUCACACUCGCUCAAGGUCGAGUGAGCAUUCUAGUAUCAGACCCUUAUGUUCUGUACAUCACCUAGUUCCUGGAGGGUCUGCACCACCUUCUCCACUUCUGACAAGAAUGCACCAACCAGGAAGUCCCAUGCAGUCGUCUCCAGCAGACACACCCUUCAGCAGCCGUAGGGGGAGGCAGCUUCCACAAGUUCCUAUCAGAAGCGGCAGUAUAGAGCAAGAACAAGAGAAUUAUAGCUCAUCAUCAAAAGCAAAUUUAGUAGUGGAGGAACGAACGAGACAGAUGAAAAUGAAAAUGCACCGUUAUAACCAGACAACAGAGUCUGGUUCUAGUCAAGAACUUGAACGUGAGCAAUAUACUAAGUAUAACAUACAAGCAGAUCAGUACAGAAGUUGUGAUAACGUCUCUGCCAAAUCAUCAGAUAGUGAUGUCAGUGAUGUGUCAGCCAUUUCUCGUGCCAGCAGUGCCUCACGUCUCAGCAGCACAAGCUUUAUGUCAGAGCAAUCAGAGCGCCCGAGGGGCAGAAUCAGGUCAAAGUCCUUAGAGAGCUGCAAAAGUGAUGGCAAAAAAGAAAGAAGGAUAUCAUGGGAAUUAGAUGGCGAGACGGGGCACAGAGGAAAAAAAAUGAAUAUGGAAGAAAAGAAAAGGAGAAGGCAUACUGUUGCUGAUGUGAGUACGUUUACUCCUAAAAUGCAAGGCAGACGGAUGGGGACUUCAGGGAGAAUCAUCACAAAGAGCACAAGUGUGAGUGGAGAGGUGUAUAAGCUGGAACAUAACGAUGGGAGUCAAUCAGACACUGCAGUUGGUACGGUUGGAACAGGUGGGAAGAAAAGACGGUCCAGCCUUAGUGCCAAAGUGGUUGCCAUGGUAUCUCGAAGAAGCAGAAGCACAUCCCAGCUUAGCCAAACAGAGACGGGCAGCAAGAAGCUAAAAAGCACGAUACAGAGAAGCACAGAAACUGGUAUGGCAGCAGAAAUGAGAAGCCGUAUGGUCCGGCAGCCAAGUCGGGAAUCGACUGACGGCAGCAUCAACAGUUACAGCUCAGAAGGAAACCUAAUAUUUCCUGGAGUCCGACUUGGUGCUGACAGUCAAUUCAGUGAUUUCCUUGAUGGACUUGGACCUGCACAGCUAGUAGGUCGACAAACUUUAGCCACUCCUGCCAUGGGUGAUAUUCAGAUUGGAAUGGUGGAUAAGAAAGGCCAGUUGGAAGUAGAAGUUAUUAGAGCCCGAGGCCUGACACAAAAGCCUGGCUCUAAAUCUACCCCAGCUCCGUAUGUCAAAGUUUAUCUGUUGGAAAAUGGGGCUUGUGUAGCCAAGAAGAAGACAAGGAUUGCAAGGAAAACCCUUGAUCCUUUAUACCAACAGACACUGGUUUUUGAGGAAAGUCCACAUGGCAAAGUCCUUCAGGUGAUAGUCUGGGGAGACUACGGCCGAAUGGAUCACAAAUGUUUCAUGGGAGUAGCACAGAUCCUGCUGGAAGAACUUGAUUUGUCCAGUGUGGUAAUAGGCUGGUAUAAAUUAUUUCCACCUUCCUCUUUGGUGGACCCAACGUUGACUCCUCUGACUCGCAGGGCUUCCCAGUCGUCUCUGGAAAGCUCAACUGGGCCUCCCUGCAUUCGAUCUUAGUGGACGCAACAGCAGGUGCUCUCCAACAAAGUCAUUAUCGCCCAGGAUCACCAAUGGGGGGAAACAAAGCUAUUUACAACAAUGAGGAGCAUUUAUUUAUUUUUUUGAAAAGAGACAAUCAUCACUUCAGUUUUGCCUGUAGUAGUUUAUCCAAAAAAAAAUAAUGUCUGUUUGUUAUGAGGUUGGCUUCAAUUUACCGAACAAAUCAAUGUAUGAAAAUACAGUCGAUCCAUCUAGCAAAAUGUCCCUGAGGUUUAUGAUAAUUAUAAUGAAGAGGGACCUUUAAGACUGAACUGGAACCGCUCGUUCUCUCCACAAUUCCCAUUCCCAUCCCCACUCCCACCCCCACCCCAAAACCACAAACAGUGUUAACUCCUUGCUCUCUUUCUGUAUAUGUUAUUUCCACUUGGUUUUGCUGUGUUAUUUAUCCUGCCAGUUUUGUAAAGUCUUCAUGAUGCUAACAGAGACCCUUCCUUUCUUUUUCUAAACCAAACCAAAAAGGGCUGAAGCACAUCUCUGUAAGCAUCUCUAAAAGUGUUCACCUUCCAGAGUUAUUGUACGAUGCCAACAAAACCCCCACUAUCCUUUCAUUCUGGUUGUCCACCAUCUUAACACGUGUGGAGAACCAGAGUAAAACCAACCAACGUUUAGUUCAGUUUUGCUUUAUUAAUGUUAUUGUUAUUAAGGAGUUUAUCAUAAUUUUUCAUUGUGAGGGGUGGUGGGGAAGUGAAUAUAUUUGCAUUAUACAUCAUGGUUUUUGUAUGUUUCAUUAAUACUUUGCAUGAAGGAAAUUUGCAUCUGCAACUAUUGCUGAAGACUUGAUUAAAAAAAAAAGCAGCUGUGCUUUUUUCAUUUUGACAUUGACAAUUAUGUUUGUAAAGCGGUCGUCUUACUGGACCCAAUGAGGAAAGUCUUUCCGUUCUAGUGUGUAACUUCCCAAACGUCGACCAGGAAUUGAGUUGAGCAUCUGACACUUUUCAGCUGUAUCCAGGCUUCUCUGAUACAUGUGUCACUUUUGAUACACUUGUCUGCCCUGGUUAGAGCAUGGUCUGAGUUGUUAGUUUUCCCACUGGAAAUUCCCGUUGAGAUACUCUGCACUUAACUAACGUUUUUAUUGAAUUUAAGUUUACAUUUCUUUGAGACUGAUGCAAGCACAAUGCUUGACUUUUUUAAACAAAGAUAUCUUACUUUGGAGGGUUUGCAGGGGGGGAGGUACAGUUAAACAACAACAACGUUCAUUUGGGUUUUAUCUUGGUCUUGAAACCCCCACCCCCGCCUUGUGUUUUUUCUGUAAAAUGUGCUGAAAAGCUGCGGGGUGUGCAGGUGCAUUGAGAAGUUCUCUCCUUUUAUGGGCCAUUGAUUUUGUGAUCUCACAAAAUAGAGCAGCAUGAUUUGGAACUGUUCAAAGCUGCAUGCACGUUUUUUGGGUUUUUUUGUAAUAAAAAGAAAAACAGAAAAAUAAGGAAAAGAAAAAAGAGAGAGAAAAAAAGAAACAAUCAAAAAGAGAUUAUUUAAUAAUGUAUGUUAGUUCCACAUAGGCCAGGUUGUGUGUUGCAUGUACUUGUACAGUUUGCUCGUAAUUACUCUAAUGAAGUAACCAAGAAAUCUAAGCCAUCCAUUUUUUCUUAUAGACAUUUUGCAGGUUUUAGCCAGGCUGCCUGUCAGUCUGGUGCUAAAUGUCUAUAGAUGGACUUUAUUUUUUACCCUAUGGAAAACGUGACGUAGUACGGACCAAAUUCCUUCUAAUAAAUAUUUUGGUGUAGAUUCCUACUGUGGGGCUGUAACACAUGUAGAAACUGUGUACACAAUUAGGUUUUCCUUCAUAGACAUAACUGCCUGCACCAAGUGAACUAUUUAUUAUGAUGAUGAUUAUUUAAACAUUGCCAGAACUAUUCUGCCCAUGUUUCCAUGGAGCAUAGAUUGGUUACUGCUCGACCUGCUGAGCAGGAAGAACUGAAGCACUGGUGCACUACUAGAUUCUGUUCUGUCUUUUAGUGGCCAAAUAAAUAAACAAACUUAAUUAUAAUUCGGUAGUACCUUUCUAGUUUGACCACUUGUCUUAACAUUCCCCUGUGCUUUUAAAAUGAACUUCCAACUCAUGUUAUGUAGACAUGUUUAAUAAAAUUUCCUUUACAUGUUCA
This is a messenger RNA of Podarcis raffonei (Aeolian wall lizard), 7992 nucleotides long. RefSeq names its product regulating synaptic membrane exocytosis 1 (gene RIMS1). NCBI's taxonomy places the organism in Eukaryota, Metazoa, Chordata, Lepidosauria, Squamata, Lacertidae. The transcript has 37 exons. Gene Ontology annotation, cellular component: cytoskeleton of presynaptic active zone; presynaptic membrane. The coding region runs from base 515 to 5851 and encodes 1778 amino acids. Gene Ontology annotation, biological process: positive regulation of synaptic transmission; calcium ion-regulated exocytosis of neurotransmitter; regulation of membrane potential. The record is from RefSeq and is a predicted model, not a curated record. Gene Ontology annotation, molecular function: small GTPase binding; transmembrane transporter binding.